AUGCAAUCACAGCAUAACCAAAGUCUUUUCAAAAAUUUUCUUCUUUCAUCCUCCAAGUAUCAUGAUCGCAUUGCUGAGAUUAUUUCGUCCUAUGGUCGCAGUAGUGGGUCAACGAGCUCCUCAACGAUCGGAAAUGACUCAUCAUCCUCCUCGUCCGAUACCACUAAUAAUACUGCUAGGCUAAUCAUCAAUAUGAAUGAUUUGAGAAGUUUCGAUCACAAGACGAGCACACUCGUUCAACAGGAACCACUCCGCUAUUUACUUGAUUUUGAACACGCUCUUCAUGAUUUUAUUUUAUCUAAUUUUCCUAAAUUUUUCGAAGAGUUUACCAAAGCAGUCAUUCAUUUAGGAUUUGAAGGAGAAUUGGGAGACAAUAAUCAUGUCACUCCGAGACAGCUAAUGGCCAACUAUUCCAACAAGCUACUUUGCCUGUCUGGUAUAGUUACAAAAUGCUCUUCUGUCAUUGAAAAGGUCAUCAAAGUCAUUUAUUAUUGUCCAGAAACAAACAAGUUCCAUCAAACUGAUUUCACUUCAGAUGCCAAUGCAGGAGCUGCCACUUCAAAUUUGCAAUUUCAAGACGCAAAUGGAAAUAUUCUGGAGACAGAAUUCGGUUUAUCGGAUUUCACCGAUACUCAAACAAUAUUCAUUCAAGAAGCUCCAGAAAAUGCACCACCUGGACAACUUCCUCGAUCUGUAGAAUGUAUUGUUGAAGAUGAUUUAGUAGAUCAGGUGAAACCUGGUGAUCGUGUCAUCAUGUAUGGUGUGUACAAAUCAUUACCGCCUACCAGUGGUGGUAAUGCUACAUUGUCAAGCAAAAUGAGAAUGGUAUUUAUUGUGAAUCACAUUGUAAAGAAAGAAUAUGAAGACUCAAAUGAGAAUGAAUUUUCACUAAAAGAAAUUGAAAAUAUUACCAAACUAUCUCUGAGGAAAGAUUUAUUUGAUGUUCUUUCUCGCGGCAUGGCUCCCACAAUAUUUGGCCAUGAUUUUAUUAAGAAGAGUUUAUUGUUACAAAUGUUAGGAGGAGUUGAGAAGAACUUUGCACAUUCGAAUACUCACUUGAGAGGUGACAUUAACAUUCUCAUGGUGGGUGAUCCGUCCACAGCAAAAUCACAAAUGCUUCGAUUCAUGUUAAACACAGUUCCACUCGCUAUUUCAACAACUGGUAGAGCUUCCACAGGAGUUGGUUUAACAGCUGCAGUUGUGGCUGAUAAGGACACUGGUGAGCGAUCUCUUCAAGCAGGUGCCAUGGUGUUGGCAGAUCGAGGAGUUGUAUGUGUCGAUGAAUUUGACAAGAUGUCUGAUCAAGACAGAAUAGCCAUGCAUGAAGUGAUGGAACAACAAACGGUUACCAUUCAAAAAGCAGGUGUUCAUGCCUCUCUGAAUGCUCGAUGUUCUGUUUUGGCAGCAGCGAACCCCAUUUAUGGACAUUACAAUAGAGAAGUGUCCAUUCAGAGAAAUAUUGGCUUACCAGAUUCUUUGCUCUCUCGUUUUGAUUUAAUAUUUAUUUUGCUUGAUGACCGUAAUGGAGAGAAGGAUAGAUUAAUUGGCAGUCAUGUUUUGAAUGUUCACAAGCAGCAACAAGCCCAAUAUCAUUCGGCAAAGGUUGGAAUUUCCACAGAGUCACAUUUGACAGAAUUGGAUGAGAUGAAUUCCUUCUUUGCUGAACUUGACAAGAUUCCACAUUCUGAUUCUUCAUAUACAGAGAAACAUCAACAUUUAAUUAUUCCUCUUUCAUUCCUUAAAAAGUAUGUCAAGUAUGCAAAGAGAAUGAAACCAAUACUCACCGAUGAAGCUCGAGAAUACAUUCACAACAAAUACUUGGAAUUGAGAACAAAUAAUGGACAAAAAACUUUGCCAAUUACUCCAAGAACUUUGGAAUCAUUUAUUCGUUUGGCAACAGCACAUGCCAAAAUGAGAUUAAGCCCAGAAAUUAAUAUUUGUGACGUUGAAGCAGCCUACAAAUUGAUGUACUAUUCGAUAUGGUUCCUUAACAAUACAAGCAGUUCGGAUGCUAUCCUUGCUCAAUUAACCAAUCAACAAGAUGUUGAAGAUAACCAGACGAAUGGAACAUCAGGUAGCAACAAGAGAAGGAAAAAGAAGAAUGCCACUGCGAGCUCACAAAACAAUCACGUUCGAGAACAGUCACAACCACAGCAAGACAGCAAUGACGAUGAUGCACAACAACGAAAAAGAACACGUGAGGACUUUGAAAAUGAAGAAGAAAUUGAAGAUUCAGAAGCUCUUGAAGUCAUUAAGAGAGCAAUUUAUCAACAUGCACACGAUACAAACUUUUCAAUCGAAGAAUUACACAUAAUUGUUUACAAUGAGAGCCAAAUACCAAAGAAACAAUUCCUAAGACUGUUGCAAGAAUUGGACAAGGAUUCGUUCUGUAUUAUUCAAGACAAUGAAGUGCUAUAUUCUGGAGUUUAA
Naegleria fowleri is the source of this 2430-nucleotide messenger RNA. RefSeq lists its product as uncharacterized. The transcript has 2 exons. Gene Ontology annotation, cellular component: nucleus; MCM complex. The record is from RefSeq and is a predicted model, not a curated record. Gene Ontology annotation, molecular function: ATP hydrolysis activity; single-stranded DNA binding; single-stranded DNA helicase activity. NCBI's taxonomy places the organism in Eukaryota, Heterolobosea, Eutetramitea, Acrasida, Naegleriidae. Gene Ontology annotation, biological process: mitotic DNA replication initiation; DNA strand elongation involved in DNA replication; double-strand break repair via break-induced replication. Bases 1 to 2430 code for a protein of 809 amino acids.